UCAUUAUUGAAGUUGUCUCAGCCCGGCUUGUGCCUAAGAAGCAGUGUUUUUAAAGAUCCUACCAUGCCCGAUGCGUGUUGGCAGCUUUGCCUUUACCCUGGUGGUAAACGUCCAGAAAAUGCCAAUAAUGUGUCGUUGUUCUUGAAGAUGUCUGCCACUUCUCCACUCAAAGAGGUUGUUGUGAAAGCCGAGUACCGUUUCUUUUUUCUGGACGAAGAUGAUGAGAUAAAGUUCAGUAAUGUGAAUAUUGGUGAUUUUCAUGCAAAGCCACCAAAAGGAGGUCAUUCAUGGGGUCUACGCAACAUUCCCAGACAGAAGGUACAAAACAGUAUUCGUGCUGAUCAUUCAUUGGUGAUAUCGUGUACGAUAGAACUUUUACCAGACGCAGGUCGUAUUCCAUGCAGACGGGUUGAACCAAGCGCUCUUGUUAUCACUGAUAUGGCAGAGGUGUCACGGGUUCACAUGCAAAAUGAGUUAGCGAUGUUUUCCGGUGGUGAUUGUACUCCAUAUUCGGAUCUGAGUGUUGCCGCAGGACCUGAGGAGGAUCGGGUUGUGUUUGCUGUGCACAAAUAUAAGCUCAUAGCACAUUCGGAUGUCUUUCGUGCUAUGCUAGGACAUAAUAUGGAGGAGAGCAAGGUAGAAAUAUUUGCUUUAUCAUUAGUGUCUUGA
Messenger RNA from Haemonchus placei, 669 nucleotides. Lineage: Eukaryota; Metazoa; Nematoda; Chromadorea; Rhabditida; Trichostrongylidae. The record is from the annotation of a GenBank genome assembly.